AUGCCGCUUUUCUCUAAAAUCGAUUGCUUUUAUAAUGGCACUUGUCCAGGCCUCUCACUUUCAGACUCACUGCACACAGCAAUUUUGGCUUCCAUACAUUUUCUUAUCACUCACUGGCUCAUCAAAGUCUUCAUAACAAGCUGUAACACAAGACUUGGAAACUCACUGGCUAAACGGCUUGACAAAAGGGGAUUCUGUGUCACUGACACAUGUGCCAGAGAAAAAGGAGGCCAAGAGCUAUGCUCCUCACUCUCACUGAAAACAGUGAACCUGAACUUAGCUGACUCCAACAGCAUUGCCAGGUCUGUGGUGUUUGUGACCAAAGAGGCAGCUGGCAAGGGGCUUUUUGGCUUGAUGAGCAAUGCUGAAGGAACAAUACCUAUAGUACCCACUGGCUGGCUGAGAAUUGAAGACUUCCACUCAGUGCUGGAUUUUAGACCCCUGGAAUUGAUCAAAAUCACACUCAAUCUUCUGCCACUUCUGAGGAAAGCUAAGGGAAGAGGAGUCAAUCUAAUUAAUACCAAACCCCUCAUGGCUUUUGUAGGGGGUGGCUACAGACUGUCCAAAUGGGGCACGGAAGCUUUCUCUGACACCUUACAGAUAGAGGUGCAGCAUUUUGGAGUAAAAGUAAGCAUUAUCAAGCAUGAUUUCCUUAAUGCAAGAGUACUUAAUUCAGAUGUCAUCGAGAAAUAACUCUUAAGACUUUGGAAGAGACUGAUUCCUGAGAUCAGGGACUCUUAGGGAAAAAAAUACUUUUUUGAAUAUAUAAAAGCUCAAAGAUCAAUAGUGAACAGACUGUGUGACACUGAUAUUUCUAAGGUCAUAAAAUGCACGGAACAUGCCCUGAUAGCAAAGUACCCCAGGACAUGAUACAGAGCUGGAUGGGAUGCAAAGUUCUUUCGGCUGUUUGUCUCCUAUGCCCCAAGCUGUUUAUCUGACAUGCAGCUGUGUAUGACAUUCCCAGCUCCAGCAACUAGUGGGAGAUCAGUUCCUGGAGUUCUAAUUAACAUUUAGUAUUAAACCAGUAUAUUGUUUGUGGAAAUAAAUAUUAAUUCUGUCAAAACCAGACACCCUCCUCUUUACUAGGUACUAGACUGCUUAAACUCCUUUCAGAAGACACUUUCUCCACCCCUCCUUACCUGA
Molecule: messenger RNA, 1143 nt
Organism: Athene cunicularia (burrowing owl)
Lineage: Eukaryota; Metazoa; Chordata; Aves; Strigiformes; Strigidae
Product: retinol dehydrogenase 7-like
Source: RefSeq, a predicted model, not a curated record